UCUGUUUGCCAACUGUCUUUUUUGAGGUUCCUGGACAAACAGCCAAGUUCCUCACCAACAGCACAGUGGUUCCUGUGGUGAACUAUCAGAGCCCUCCUGCUGAAUGGAGGACCCAGGGAAGGUGGCUCCCUUUGCAUUUUGGGAUAGGGUUUCUCAUUGAACCUGGAACUCAUUAGUUUGCCUGGACUGGUUGGCCAAUAAGCCUCGGAGAUCCUGCCUCUCUUCCUGCUGUCACUAUGUCCAACCAUCAGUACACAGGUGCUGUGGGCUGAACUCAAGUCGUCAUGCCUUGGUGGCACACACUUUGCAAGUGAGUCACCUUCUGGCCCUCAGCAAGAUGUUUUAACAAGCUCUCUAGGUGGUUCUGAUGUAGGCUCUUGUCUAACAAUCCCUGUAAGGAGCUAUCAGCUGCUUUUAUUACAGAGCAUAUGGCAAGAACCUAAGAGAUGUAAGCCCCCUCACACUGGAAGCCUUUCUUUUUGUUCUUCGGCAAAAGGCUCAUCGAAGGAGCCCACAGUAAAAUCUAUAGCACACGGGGGUAUUUUAGGAAAUGAGUCUACGGAACAAACGUUGGCACAGGGGGUUGGUGGCCUGAGCGUGUCGUCUUGCCAAGACUGUGUGGAAUGGCAACGAGGGAAGCUGGAUUGGCAAGAUACCAUAUCAGGCUCUGUCUCCUGCCUCCGUCACACACUACAGCCGGGAAUCUAGGAGGCUCUUUCCCACGGAUUCCUCACUACACUGUGUCUCACCAUCUCUCAGUUAUGCUCAGAAUUCUGCAAAGGAUUUCAGCAAAGCAGGCAGGCCCCUUAGGAAGGAGGUGGGACACACCGAGGUGGGCAAGUAGCAGAGAUGGGUUUUUACUUUAGCAGUGUUCCUUGUAACUGCAGAGAAAAUAGAAGGGUGUAGAAGACAGAUGUACAGGUGAUCAUCCCAGUAUUUGGAUGAGAAACUGAGGGCUUUCAUGUAGCAGAAUUGAGAGUAGGCAGCAGGGCUUGGUGACCCGUUACUAUAAUCCUGGUAGCAGCCUUAUUUAUAAUAGCCAGAAGCUGGAAAGAACCCAGGUGCCCCUCAACACAAGAAUGGAUACAGAAAAUGUGGUACAUUUACACAAUGGAGUACUAUUCAGCUAUUAAAAAGAAUGAAUUUAUGGAAUUCCUAGGCAAAUGGAUGGAUGGACCUGGAGGGCAUCAUCCUGAGUGAGGUAACCCAAUCACAAAAGAACUCACAUGAUAUGUACUCAUGAAAAGUGGAUAUUAGCCCAGAAACUUAGAAUAUCCAAGAUAUACCAUAUAAUUUGCGAAACACAGGAAACUCAAGAAGAACGAAGACCAAAGUGUGGACACUUUGCCCCUUCUUAGAAUUGGGAACAAAACACCCAUGGAAGGAGUUACAGAGACAAAGUUUGGAGCUGAGACGAAAGGAUGGACCAUCUAGAGACUGCCAUCCUCGGGGAUCCAUCCCAUAAUCAGCCUCCAAACGCUGACACCAUUGCAUACACUAGCAAGAUUUUGCUGAAAGGACCCUGAUAGAGCUGUCUCUUGUGAGACUAUGUCGGGGCCUAGCAAACACAGAAGUGGAUGCUCACAGUCAGCUAUUGGAUGGAUCACAGGGCUCCCAAUGGAGGAGCUAGAGAAAGCACCCAAGGAACUAAAGGGAUCUGCAACCCUAUAGGUGGAACAACAAUAUGAACGAACCAGUACCCCUGAGCUCUUGACUCUAGCUGCAUAUGCAUCAAAAGAUGGCCUAGUCGGCCAUCACUGGAAAGAGAGGCCCAUUGGACAUGCAAACUUUAUAUGCCCCAGUACAGGGGAACGCCAGGGCCAAGAAGUGGGAGUGGAUGGCGACGGAGUGGGGGAGGAUAUGGGGGAACUUUUGGGAUAGCACUGGAAAUGUAAAUGAAAAAAAAAUACCUAGUUAAAAAAAAAAAGGCAGUGGCAAAAGCAUGGUGAGUUCAAGACCAUCCUGGGCUGUGAAGAGAAGCCCUGUCUCAAACAAAUCAAAGCAAAGGCUGAGGCAUGUGGGAGUAUUGGUUGGUAUGUGAGGGGCAAGGAAAAGAAAGCCGCCGUUUGAGGUGGUGAGCAGAGUCGAGAGUAUUAUAUCCUUGGCAAAGAAGCCCUGGGAUCCUCUGUCCUUCUCUCUCUUCCUCGGAGUACAGCCAAAGUCAUCCUUCUCUUCCUCCUCUUCAGGGCGCUGGCAUUGGAUGGAGCCAGUCAAGGUUUUAAAACUUUGGCUGCAACUAUGGGGCCAGGAUUCGAUCAUUUGUUGUUGUUGUAUAUCAAGCAAAAAGAAGAGCGUUGGGUAUACAAUAGAUCUUUUUUUACUUUUUUUUUUUUUUUUUUUUUUUGAGAUUAGGUCUCAAUAAGUAAGUAAUAAGUUCAGGCCCGCCCACAACUUUCUACUCUUGCCAGGGCCUGCAGUGAACACUGGUGUAAACCACCCUGGUUUAAGGGACAGUCUCAGGCGUUUUGAUUCCCUCACAGGGAUUAAAACAAAGAGAUCUCCACUUUACACUGCUAAGUAUAUGAACGAAUGGUGCGUACAUAUUCCAAGCCUUCCUCCAUCGGUACCUGUAAAGGUUGCAUAAUAAAAUCACACAGCCUAGAAUUGGACACAGGGUAGGCGCUCAACAAGUUGUGUUUUUCCUUCCCCUUGACAAUAGACCGGGUCCCCAGGCGGUUCCUUUCUCUCUGGGCGUCUUCAUCUCCGUUCGCCCCCGCAGCCUCAGCCUGGCUCCGGACACGCCGGGAGGGGAGAGGAGGGGGCGCGGCGGCGGUAGCGUGGAGCCGGCUCCCGGCUUACGUAAGAAGCAGCGAGUCCCGCGCGGCCAGCCCGGCAGAGGCGGCGCCGCCCAGCGGGAUCCGGGCUAAGUCUGGCCGCGCUCCUUUCCACCGAGGUGUGUGUCUCCCCGGCUGCUCGGGACGGAGGUGGGCCCCUCCAGUUGCAGGCAGCGGCCACUGUGGGGGGAAGCGACAGUCACCGAGAAGCGCCCGGAGAGCUGCUCCCACUCUGCCCACGUGCGGGGACCGGCAGGGGCUUCCCGGAGUUGCGCGCCUGGACUGGGCAGCAGGGAAGGACUCGGGGGUGGCAGGCGAGUCCCCGCGUGCGGAGGGUGUCGAGGCAGGGGCUGCUGGGCAAAGUGCGCGGGCUGCCGUCCUGGCCACCGCCAAAGCCAUGGCUUCCAAACUCCUGCGCGCGGUCAUCCUCGGGCCGCCCGGCUCUGGCAAGGGCACCGUUUGCGAAAGGAUCGCCCAGAACUUUGGCCUCCAGCAUCUCUCCAGCGGCCACUUGUUGCGGGAGAACCUCAAGACCGGCACGGGAUUCCCGAGGACAUUAGUACAGGCAGAAGCCCUGGACGGAAUCUGUGAUGUGGACCUAGUAAUCAGUUUGAAUAUUCCUUUUGAGACACUUAAAGAUCGUCUGAGCCGACGGUGGAUUCACCCUUCUAGCGGGAGGGUCUAUAACCUGGACUUCAACCCACCUCAAGUGCAGGGGAUUGAUGACAUCACUGGUGAGCCACUUGUCCAACAGGAAGAUGAUAAACCUGAAGCAGUUGCUGCCAGGCUAAGACGGUACAAGGAUGCGGCAAAACCAGUCAUCGAACUGUACAAGAGCCGUGGAGUGCUCCACCAGUUUUCUGGGACGGAGACUAACAGAAUCUGGCCUUAUGUUUACACACUUUUCUCCAACAAGAUCACACCUAUUCAAUCCAAAGAAGCCUACUGAGCCUGCCAUGGGAAGAACCAAGAAGACGUGGUCGCCCACUCGAUCACACGUGUCGUCUUGGUGACCUGGCCCAGUUAGAAGCCAGCUGAGAUAGCUUGCAGCAUCUUUUCUAGUUUCAGUGAUGAAGUAAUGAGGAAACUCUAGUAGGUAGAAGGAAUUCAGGAGGAAGGAAACCCUCCUCUGCCUUUGAAAGGGGCUCUGCGGGUGCAUCACGCCCUUCACAGGAACGAGUAUAGACUGGAUCUCCACCAGUGUUGAGCCACGUGCUAGCUAUCAGAGCCUUUUUGCAUGCAGUGGUGGGCUCUUUGGUUUAUCCCACCUUCCACAGGCUAUGAAACCACAGCGCUGUAUGCCUGAGCACUUGAAGGGCUGUGGUCCUGGCUUGUCCAUUGCCAUAUGCUCUGACAAGUUGACGCUAAUUGCACUCGGUGGUUGCUUUUCUCCAAUGACUGUCUCUCCCUGGCUCUCAGACAUCCUCGUUUCUGUUGUCUGAAUCUUCUCGUCUGCUUGCUCCCUUCUCAGGCUAUUCAGUCUCAUGAUGGCUUCUGCAUUUACCCCUCGAAUUUCCUUUAUACAAACUGAGAAGUAGGUGACUGGGUUCAGUCUUUUCCUUCUUCCUAGGCACUGAUCCAGGUAGAAGGCUUACUUGGUUAAACAGCUGCUCUAUCUUGAGCCCACUCUGUACCUUUUAUUGUUUAAAAAAAGAUCCCCCCAAAGUCUUCAGGGUUCUCAAAAAACAAGGGAAAUGCUUACUUAUGGAAAAGUGGGGUGAUUGUAUCUUCUAUGUAGAAGUAGUAGUAAUUGUAUGGAAAUCACUGGACUAAUGAGAUGGUUGGGUGCAAGAAAAGAUGAAUAUUGAACAUGCUGCUAAAUAUUAACGCUGUCAGUGUUUUUCUUCUGUGAGUGACUAACCAGACGGCGAGAGGUCAGAAAAGGGAGCAAGCCUCUGAGGCUUGGAGCAUCUUGCACUAGCUAUACACAGCACCUGCACUGAGUAAGACAGCUUUACUGUUGUGGGGAUGCAGAGUCCUUUUGUUUGUUUUCUUCCUAUUCCAAAGAUGCAGUCUAUAGGUGGUCAUAAAGUCCAGAAAUGAAGAUACUAAGGUCUUAUCAGUCAUUGUGUGUCAAGAAAGCAUUUGUGAAGACUUUCCUUCCUGGAUCUCAGACUUGCUGGCCACCUUGUUACAAUUUUUAUUCUUUUCUGGGAAGAACAGGGAAAUUUCUUCCCACUGCCUUAAAAAGGUGUCCUGCACCUGCCUGUCCCCAGGAGGUGGUCUUUUAUUACUGGUGGUGACUUAGUGUGACAUCUCAUAGUCUGUGUGGGGUCAGGGUAUGGGGUGGGCUUAGCACUUUAGUGGAUUGAGACAUUAUUCCAUUCUGAAGGUGUCGUGUGUUCUGUGCUCCUGAGUCUGUCUGCCUUCCUGUACUACCUGGACUCCCAUGGUUCCUCUCAGUCGUUUUUUUCAUGUGCAUGUUCUGCGGCUGCCUUAGUGGAGAUGCAGGCCAGCAUUCCCACUCGUGUUCUCAGUACAGAGAAGUAAGCUUCCAGAGUGCAGCUGCACGGGGCAGGUGACCAUCUGGGCAGUGUCGUGAUGCAGAGCACCUUGGAAGCUUACAUCUGGAUGUCACUUGGUAGGGGUUGGGUGAUAAAAGCCCAGGCUUCCUGGAGGGGCAGGUCGGGAGUGGGAAACCCUGAGAUUAUUCCCAGGAACCAAGGGAAGUAGGGAGUUAAAGGGAUUCAGGGUAAUUCAAGAGAGGUAGGAAAACUUCAAACUUUUCUUCCCCUCUUGUGGAGUCUGGGGAGAACAAUAGGGUGUGAGCAGCUCCUUGCCUGCACACUGCUGUUUCUCUAUGCAGUUCAAGCUCAGUAGACUACGGUAGCCCCAGUGGGACACCAGGCUCAGAAGAGCAGCAAGGGGCAAAGACAUCUUUUCCAAAGUCUUGGGUGAUUUCAUGUCUAUGGGUGUAAAGGUGUUUUCUGCAGCAGGCUUGGCUGAUUUUGUGGAAAUGGUCAUAAAUACUGACCGUGUCUUGACAAAGGUGCAAUGGAAGCAGCAUCUUUGCCUUCUCAGGCGACACAUGGCCAAGAGUCUGGGUGCUCUCUGAGGUUCUGACUUUACAUUCAUGGACUCCCCGUUCAGCUUGCAUCCCACAGGCCUCAUGGGAAAGGCUGCAUGUUUAUUCCUCCAGUAUUUAUGACAAAAAAGGUGCUAUGAAGGAGGCCCUCUGAGUAAAGUGCGCACUCUCCGGACCUUUAUAAGCAUUGUGGUGAAUCUUCCCAGGCACAACCAAUAUUUCCUAUAAACAAGAGUCCAGGAUAUGAAGUCUUGCCCAGGCUCUUCAUAUGAGUAAACACUAAAGCUAUGAUUCAGUCCCAGGUUUUCCUGCUUCUGAAACCCUUGGCCUUUUACAGGAUGUUAUUUGUCUGUCUUGACCUAAGCAACCUGGGGCCAUGAGCCUGCUUAGGUCUGCUUGUGGCCUCAGGGAGAGUGGCUGCGUGAGGCUAUUUCUUUUUAUGCUCUUUGCCUAAGCAAAAGGAGUUCCCAGACACAAGACGUUAAGGCAGGCUGGGUUUAGACCAGGUCAAUCUGCCUCAAUUCUAGGCGUCAGGAAGCCAUAUGAAAGCUGACAUCUACUGAAACAUUAAAAUUAACCAUAACGGUUACCCUUAUUUUUGGUGUGGCAAACUGCACAAUUCUUGCCAGAACAAAUGCCAUCAACUGCCUCAGGGCACUCCUUGGUUUGACUGUUCUUUAUGUGGUUGGGUGUGAGGGAGACAGGAAGCCAUUGCCCAGGACUCCAUCCUGACUCCCUCUAGUGACAGACAGGAAGCACAGUGUCUUUUAAUAAAAGGCUCCUGUUUAAAACCUUUGCAGGGAGUACCGCACCUUCUCUCUGGGAUUUGGGAAAAGGGAAGAAAAAUUGAAAACCCCAGGCUCUGUGUGGACUGCAAGAAAUGGUAGAGCUCAAGGCUUCUCUAGUCUUAUGAGAACUUGUACUACUGAAUUUGCGAAUUUUGUUUUUUUGAGCUGGACCGAUCUCUGGGGGACGACGUUGAGCUAGGAUGGCAUUUCACUGUGAUCCCCCAAGUUCAAGCCAGUCUUUAACUCAGUGUUGGCUUAAGUUUCCCUGGAGCUGGCACGUCAGCUUUUCUUCAGUGACAGUUGGUGUUCCUCUUGAUUUGGGUAUAUGUGCUUAGUUCAGAGUCUGUUCUGUAUCUGCUAUCCUAACUAUUCAUUGUAUUCAUUGAUUUUUGUUUUGUUUUGUUACCUUGCUUGAAGAUUGAUUUGUAUUGAAUUUGAUAGAAAUAAAUGUUUUUUCCGCUUAAUA
This is a messenger RNA of Mus musculus (house mouse), 7053 nucleotides long. It is a transcript of the gene Ak4, whose product is annotated as adenylate kinase 4. Gene Ontology annotation, molecular function: ATP binding; CMP kinase activity; dCMP kinase activity. The transcript is spliced from 5 exons. Gene Ontology annotation, biological process: GTP metabolic process; ADP biosynthetic process; ATP metabolic process. The coding region runs from base 3172 to 3723 and encodes 183 amino acids. Gene Ontology annotation, cellular component: mitochondrial matrix; mitochondrion. NCBI's taxonomy places the organism in Eukaryota, Metazoa, Chordata, Mammalia, Rodentia, Muridae. The record is from RefSeq and is a predicted model, not a curated record.